AUGGCUCUCGACAGCGGCCUACCGGCCCUCCUAUUUGAUGCUCCAAGUGACCACAAAAUGCUCCGUCAUAGGUCGCAUCCGCCGUACCAAAUGAUGAAUGGCAGUCCUUUCAGGAGCAUAUGGAAUGAACCUCUGACAAGAAAGCAAGUCUUACAAUUCAUAGCUCAUGUCAUCAAGAGGACUGGGGCAUGCCAAAGCCCGCGUACUUCGACAUUUGACAGCCAAAAUUAUCUGGUACGGAACCUCAAGAGACUUUGCGUGCGAAUGGAGAAGUCAGCUAAUUCGAGACAGACACAAUACCUCCUCAUCAGCCCUCCUGUCACGUCAGAUGCCUUGAAACUCCCAAAGCUAAGCAUAAAGAAGGUUUUCUCGAAAAGAACUUCUUCUCUUCCUCCGAGAAGUAGAAGUAGAGCUACACCGGAUGGCGACGUCAGUAGAUGGGAUGGUCGACGGGAUAAAGUAGAACCGAACGCGGGUCACAUCAGCUUCGUGCCCUUAUUGACAGGCGAUGGACUCGAAACUGCCAACGAAAGACCGAUGAUAGAGUCUGAUCCGGAGAUGAACAAAGUAGCGAAUAUCAAGCGCCCAGAGACAUCAACAAUUGGUUCCCCUAUAUAUCCAAACUAUAUCCUCCUUGGCCGUCGUCGUUGGAUGGACAGGAGUUGGAUAUGGAUGGAACUUGAAAGCACCAGGUUUGAAUCUGACCGAGAGUUUUUCAAGGCAUUGCAGCAGUCACGUCUGAAAAAAGGGUGUGGUAUUACUCCCAUCCAAUUGGUCCACCAAUCUGUGCGAGAAUACUUAACCAACGUAGUAUCGAUAAAUUAUGUCAAGGUCGCCAUCGUAAGUGUCACCAAUCAUGAACAAAUCCGAGUUGUAGAAUCACCCAGCCUUCCACCAGAAGAAGAGAGAGGGAACUAUCUACCGUGUGGACGAGACUUCACUUUUCUGCCUCCGAUCAGUCCUCACAGCCUAGCGCAUUAUUACAACAAUCCAAACUGUACGACGGAGACAAGAAGAUUGUUGGACAGAAUACCUAAGAAACUCUCUUCUCCCAUCAUGCCAGGUCGCCAAUCUUUGUCAUCGGAAAGAUCGGUCGCAUGGGGUAUCGAAACCUACGAGGAGUUGCGCACUGGACCUGUGAUCUGUGCUGCUAUAUCAACCUGGGUUGCAACGUCAACGUUGCUGGUAGGGCUGAAGUUUGAAAGAAAUUCUCUCGAUUCCUAUAUUUUUGCCCUGGCUGAAGUUGCAAUAAUUUUAUCGACUUUUGCAUUGGCUGGGUGGAUCUGGAAACUCCUAUAUGACAGGAGAGUAAAGCUGGCGAGAGAGCUGAGGCUCCUGAUUAGUAGAUUCACAGCUAAGUCUACAAAAUCUGUCAGCAGAUCUUGGAUAUGUGGGGCGUGUGGCAAUUUGGUCACUGGUUCAACAGACGAGGAUGUUGAGCAUGCAGGCUCAAUCGGGCUAAACAGCAUCCAAGCGCAGGUGCCAGUGACAUGGGGUCCAACUGAGCCUAUCUACUACUCUGGAGAUCAGCAUGGGUUCAAAGGUGGAACACUUUCAUUGCCUCCACCAGCUACGCACAGUGCUAGCGGAAGGCAAGGGCUUGGGACGAAAGGCGGAGACCGAACAGCGCAAGGAAUCAAUAUGGCGCGUGUCACAAACACUGUUCAGCAACGGCCAAGAAUAAAACCACCGAAGGCUUGUGCAAGAUUUCUCAUCUGUGCCAAUACAGGCUCAGACAACCUGCCUCGCUUCCACGAGAAGCUGAUCUCUCGCACACUCAAUGACGAGAAAUUUUUCGAAUACCUAAAGAGCUUGAAGCGUUCUAAAAAGAGCCUUUUCAAGCCCUCGAAAUGGUUCACUGGAGUCGUUGCCAUCAAUUAUGUGGCGAUUGAAGUGCUCGACGAUGGUCAUGUCUCUCUGCUGGAACGGCCUGGAUACGCCCCCCUUCACGUGCAAAAGACUACUACCCUUGCAAAGAACGCCAGAACAUCAACGGCUUCUCGACUUUAG
Molecule: messenger RNA, 2010 nt
Organism: Bacidia gigantensis
Lineage: Eukaryota; Fungi; Ascomycota; Lecanoromycetes; Lecanorales; Ramalinaceae
Exons: 2
Coding region: 1-2010 (669 amino acids)
Source: RefSeq, a predicted model, not a curated record